Syngnathus typhle (broad-nosed pipefish) is the source of this 494-nucleotide messenger RNA. It is a transcript of the gene zswim7, whose product is annotated as zinc finger, SWIM-type containing 7. Gene Ontology annotation, biological process: double-strand break repair via homologous recombination. The coding region runs from base 19 to 459 and encodes 146 amino acids. The transcript is spliced from 6 exons. NCBI's taxonomy places the organism in Eukaryota, Metazoa, Chordata, Actinopteri, Syngnathiformes, Syngnathidae. The record is from RefSeq and is a predicted model, not a curated record. Gene Ontology annotation, molecular function: zinc ion binding. Gene Ontology annotation, cellular component: Shu complex.
UUGGCUGGAGGAAUUGAAAUGACUUCCGUAAACAGUACCGGUGGAAAAAUGCCCGCCAUUCUACCUGCAGCGGCAGAACAGCUUUUACAAAAUAUCCGUAAAACAUACCAGGAAACUUCUCAAAUUCCUGAUGACUUGCUAACUGCGUUGAAUUGUGUUUUUGGGCCCUGUGCAAUCCGAGCUUUGGAUCUGGUUGACCAACGUUCAGUCACCUGUCUGUCAUCACCCAGUGGACGUAAGGCCUUCCAGGUCAAAGGAGACUCUGGGAGGUUGUACACUUGUUUCACAUCCUGCCACUACUGCCCAUGUCCCACCUUUGCUUACACGGUGUUACGAAGGGAUGAAGGCCUGCUGUGCAAGCACAUUCUGGCCGUGUACCUGUGCGAGGCCGUGGGUGCGACCUCCACUCAAAGUGUGUCGGAUGAGCAAAUGACAGCGCUGCUCAGUGGGACCUUGUAACUGGAAGUUUUGAUGCCGAUACUCUCGGCGGCCUG